Messenger RNA from Myotis myotis, 2533 nucleotides. RefSeq names its product fucosyltransferase 1 (H blood group) (gene FUT1). Bases 346 to 1464 code for a protein of 372 amino acids. The record is from RefSeq and is a predicted model, not a curated record. Gene Ontology annotation, cellular component: membrane. The transcript is spliced from 3 exons. Gene Ontology annotation, molecular function: galactoside 2-alpha-L-fucosyltransferase activity. Gene Ontology annotation, biological process: carbohydrate metabolic process. NCBI's taxonomy places the organism in Eukaryota, Metazoa, Chordata, Mammalia, Chiroptera, Vespertilionidae.
ACUACCAGCCUGGCUAGGGGUGUGGGGAAGGGGUGGGGCUCCGCCUGGCAGCUCCGGGCAGGGCUGGGAGAGGUAGAGGCCGGGCGGACCGCGCCCACUCUCCUUGCUGUGGCCAGUGAGGGGAGGAGGCUGGAGGGCAGGGCUGCGGGUCCCGGGAACCUGGAGUCUGCGGUUUGGGGCGGCCAGAUGUAGAUUGCUUUUAGGAACAGCGCUCGGCCCAGGCCAAGCCAGCAGCGGAUCAGCCACCUGCCAGGAGCUCAGGUUCACCUGGGAGGGGAGCUGCAACACGGCCACACCGUGGAAUUUACAUGUGGGCCUGACAGGCGGAGGCAGCGAGGCUGCAGGAUGUGGGGACCAGCCAUGUGGACCCUGGGCCGCCGGCACCUGUGUCUGACUUUCCUGCUGGUUUGUGUGCUGGCGGGAAUCUCUUUCCUCCACCUCUACCAGGGCCUCUUCCCGGGCGGCCUGGACCUGCCUUUCCUGUGUGCAGACCGACACCUGGUGGCGGCCCCCGUUGCCAUCUUCUGCCCACCGGGCGCUCUCAUGGCCCUCAACACCUCCGCUUCCUGCGCCCAGCUCCCCGCGCCCCCCUCGGGAGCCUGGACCAUCUACCCGGACGGCCGGCUUGGUAACCAGAUGGGGCAGUACGCCACGCUGCUGGCCCUGGCCCGGCUCAACGGCCGGCAGGCCUUCAUCCUGCCCGCCAUGCACGCGGCCCUGGCCCCCGUGUUCCGCAUCACCCUGCCCGUGCUGGCGCCCGAGGUGGACAGCCGCACGCCCUGGCAGAGCCUGGAGCUGCACGACUGGAUGUCGGAGGAGUACGCCCGCCUGCAGCAGCCUUUGCUGAAGCUGUCGGGCUUCCCCUGCUCCUGGACGUUCUUCCACCACCUCCGGGAGCAGAUCCGCCGGGAGUUCACCCUGCACGACCACCUCCGGGAAGGCGCCCAGGGUUUCCUGGCACAGCUCCGCCUGCCGGGCACCGGCGGCCGCCCGCGCACCUUCGUGGGCGUCCACGUGCGCCGGGGGGACUACCUGGAGAUCAUGCCCCAGCGCUGGAAGGGGGUGGUGGGCGACCGCGCCUACCUGCGGGAGGCCAUGGACUGGUUCCGGGCCCGGCACGAAGCCCCCAUCUUCGUGGUCACCAGCAAUGGCAUGGCCUGGUGCCGGGAGAACGUGGACGCGUCCCGGGGGGACGUGGUCUUUGCCGGCGACGGACAGGAGGCCUCGCCGGGGGCGGACUUCGCGCUGCUCGCGCAGUGCAACCACACCAUCAUGACCAUCGGCACCUUCGGCUUCUGGGCCGCCUACCUGGCGGGCGGAGACACCGUCUACCUGGCCAACUUCACCCUGCCCGACUCCGGCUUCCUGGACAUCUUCAAGCCCGAGGCCGCCUUCCUGCCCGAGUGGGUGGGCAUUAAUGCAGACCUGUCUCCGCUCCAGAAAUCUACGUCUCCGGGGGCCUAGCAGCUUCUGGAGGAGCUUGUGGCGGUCCUGCAGCAGGCGGGCACCGUUACGAGAGUGAUUCUAGUUGGCUAGACCUUCAGAGAGAGAGAGGCUUCCAGCAACUGCUGAACAUUCCAGAACCAGCAGGAAAUAUUGUCCUGACCGGCGAGGGCUGGGCCGCCUGUGGUGCCCAGCCCUUACCCACAAUGUGGAUGGCUGUCCCCCAGGAGCCGGGAGCUACCCUGUGCUAACUACUCAGGCCUUUUCUAGAAGAGAUGUUUUUCUUCUCCCGGGCCCUCAGGACGGAAGGAACUCGUGGGUGUUCCAGAGCAAGCGCUGGCCAACGCCCCCUGUGUUUCUGGAGUGGUUCUAGACGGGUCAUUUGCUCUAGAGGGGGGCACGCCCUAAUGCCCGUGAAGAACCCUGCAAAGGGAUGGGGGGGCUGUCCUGGAAUUCUGGAUCACUUUGGUGAAGAGUUGAAUAAAGGUCCAAUCAGAAGCUCAACACCGCACCGCUGCCCAGAAGAUUGAUGGGAGACAGAUUACGUGCAGCUGGGGCAGUUUGUGCGAAGGGUGAAACUCUAGUCCACUCUCAGCCCCUGGGGAAAACCACUCCGCCUCCCCCCAGCAGAUAGGCUAAAAGGUGAGAGGUGGAGGAAGGGGGUGGCUGCUGAAAUGCUGGAACUUCCAGAGCUGUAAUGACACUUCUUUUUUUUUUUUUAAGCUCAGAAACUGACAUGUUGCCUCCCAGUAUGGGAUGCCUCCCCCAGUUAAGGGUGGUCUUUCCUCUGCAGCUGGGCGGCUGGGGGAAAUGGGAUGGAUUUGGAGUCAACUGGGAUAUAUGUGCCCUCUGGGCUGGCAGAAAGCUGCUGGUAUUGUCCCCCUUGCCAACCACUGUCUGUCUGCCCCUAAAUUCACUGACUCUGGCCUUGGGCACAUGAGGGGUGGGAAGAUCCAAGGGUAUGCAGACCCUGCCCUAGUCUCAUACCCAAGCAGGAGUGUGCUUGGCUAGGAUCUAGCCAAGGAGGACCGGAUUCUUGACUCAGAUUUCUGGAGCCCCUUAGUGCUUUUUUUUUUUUUUUUUUUUUUUU